Molecule: messenger RNA, 966 nt
Organism: Erpetoichthys calabaricus (reedfish)
Lineage: Eukaryota; Metazoa; Chordata; Cladistia; Polypteriformes; Polypteridae
Gene: c17h15orf61
Product: chromosome 17 C15orf61 homolog
Exons: 3
Coding region: 11-547 (178 amino acids)
Source: RefSeq, a predicted model, not a curated record
CUCGCCCAUAAUGCUGUUCGCACCGCAGAGGUCGUCCUAUCACACAGAACGCGGCGCGAUUGUUUCUAUAAAGGGAAUGUCAGGUUUACUGAGGAAGAUUCAUGAAUCCCUUCUAAAGAUCCUCCUUUUCCAGCCCAGAACAGGAGCAGGGCAUCAAAAACCAAAGGCUUCUGAGGUACUCACACAACAUUUGCUACAAAGGCAACUUCCCUAUUGGACUUCUUUUUCAGUUAAGUACAGCUCAGUGGAAAACGACCAGUUUGGUUUAUCUCAUUUCAACUGGCAGGUUGAGGGUGCUAAUUACCACAUCUUAAGGACUGGCUGCUUUCCUUUUGUGAAAUACCAUUGUUCCAGAGCACCCUGGCAAGACCUUGGGCUUGAGAAUUCUUUCUUCACAGCUCUCAAAGUCAUCAAUUUAGGUUUACCAUGUUUAGCCUAUGGGAUUGGCUCUUGGCUCUUUGUCUCUGUCACAGAAACAGUUUGCACCAGUUUGGGGCCUGUGACCAUCUACUUCUUGUACAAGGAAGAAGACGGUGCCAGAUUCUAGGAGUGUCUGGUCAAGCUGUGCUAAAGGAAGGUGUUCUUUCAUCUUACGCAUUGGCACGCUAUCUUAGACAAAAAGUAAUGUUCAAAACUCUGGAAAUAAAGUUUUGUGUUCAGAGAGAGACUGCUGCUGUCAGCCAGUCCUAUAUCACUAUGGGAUUCAGGGCUGUGGGUCUUUAGGAGCAUCUGUAGUCAUCUACUCCAGGCUUCUGAUAAAGGGCUCUGCUGACUCAGCCACUCAAUACAAGGUGACGAAUUGGGCCUCCUGGCUGCAGCAGAAUGCACAGCCCCCUUCAAGGUUCAUCUGUGACAAACGAUGCUAUUGAUCUGGCUGCUCUGAGCCGCUAAUCUGCCUCUCGAUUUCUCGUCGUACUCUCUGUGUAACAAUUAAACAAAAUAAUCAUUUCUUGUAUUACAUAGAAA